UCCACUGCUACCAAAACGACAGCGUGUGCCCAUCGGGCCAUCACUCACCUCAACUCCUAGCAAUGCGUCCCUCCCAUUCGUCCUAGCUUCUCCCAUUUCUGGACAUACACUUCGCCGCCGCCAUCCCCAGUUUUAGCAAAACCAAGCACGAUUGGUCGCGGGUAGGGACUGACCACAAUUUUAAUCUCUUUGCUCGUACGUACUACAGCUAGAGUGAGGUGUGCUUCCUGCCUUCCCGGAGCAGUUAGCUCGGCAGCUUUGCGUUGACAUGGAGCAGCAGGAGCCGGGGCUGGACCUGGCCCUGGCCCUCGCGCCGGCGGCCGCCGGACGCCGUGAGGAGCUGGACGAGGUGGCGCCGCAGCCAACGGCGUACGUCGCCGGGAAGCAGGUGCGUCUGUUCCCUUGCCUCUUCUGCAACAAGAAGUUCCUCAAGUCGCAGGCGCUCGGGGGCCACCAGAACGCGCACAGGAAGGACCGCGCCGCCGCCGACUGGAACCCCUACGUCUACGGCCACCACGACGCCGCCGCCGGGGCUUCUGUCCCGAUCGCCUCGCACGGUGUCGCCGCCGCGGAGCUCCCCGCCGGCGUCAAGCUUGAGGCGCCGGACCGCAGCUCGCCGCUCUACGCGGGCCACGUGCUGCUCCCGGCGGUGGAGGGGGCAGCCGGCCCUUCCACCGCUGGCGCGGGGCGCGGUGGCACGGUAGGGAUGCUCAACUGGAGGAGGACCUCCCACGUCUCCGCCCCACCGGAGAGCACCGCGCCGCCGCCGUCCAGCUCCGGCGGCGAGGAGCUCGACCUCGAGCUGCGAAUCUAGAUCUUGGCGACGCAUGCACCUUGAGCAGGCUCAUCAUAAAGUUAAAAUCAAUCUUCUUGCUUGCUUGGCUACCCGUAUUAUCCAGCUCUGUACUACCUUGCUUCAAUUCACUACCUCUCAAGCCGUUUCACCCCAAAUAAGCUUGAUUUGGAUAAUCAUUCUAAUUUGCUUAUGAGGGGAUAAUUUGUCAGUAACUACUACUAGUACAAAACAUGAAUUCGAAGGGAACUUGGAUCCAAAGGUAUGUAAUAUAUUCCUGCUGUGCAUUAUUCGUUUAAGUGCU
Setaria italica (foxtail millet) is the source of this 1097-nucleotide messenger RNA. RefSeq names its product zinc finger protein GIS. The record is from RefSeq and is a predicted model, not a curated record. The transcript has a single exon. Lineage: Eukaryota; Viridiplantae; Streptophyta; Magnoliopsida; Poales; Poaceae. Gene Ontology annotation, molecular function: DNA-binding transcription factor activity. The coding region runs from base 269 to 814 and encodes 181 amino acids.